Molecule: messenger RNA, 962 nt
Organism: Procambarus clarkii (red swamp crayfish)
Lineage: Eukaryota; Metazoa; Arthropoda; Malacostraca; Decapoda; Cambaridae
Source: RefSeq, a predicted model, not a curated record
UAAGGCUCAGUUGCUCAGCGGUUGCUCAUUCUGUAGCUUACCUAUAGAUGUUCUUUUAACACAUAUACACAUUUUGUGUAUAUAUUACGGCAAAUGGAUAUCGUACAUUUUAACAUUUAUCAAUACGUUGUGCUUGGGUUGCGUCACGUUUUAGGUCGGAGAGGAAUCACCGCUAUAAAUCCCACUGCAAGACUCGACACUGCAGUGAUGGAUGCUGCUAGCAGUGACAUCUUGGCAAUAACGGGUAGGCAAUACAUGGAUGAACUUUGGCGGUGGAUGGACGCUGUGGUUCACGCUGUGGUUUACGAGUAUCUGCCGUACCUCGCUGACACUGUGAGGUAUGCCUACGACAACUGUGAAGACGUCAUCAUGUCUGUGAUGAGCCUCAUUAUAACAGUGAUUAUGUGGUUAAGCUUCUUGUACUUAAGCUUUAACAUCUGUUGCUUCAUCAUAACGCGUCACUGGGCUAGACGCAAUUCUUGAUAAGAUGGAAUAUUGGCAAAUAAGAAUUGGACUUCUGCAUUUUAGGACCUCGACUACUUGGACGAAUUACCUUCACACAACGGUUUGUUCAUGUGGGAGAAGAUUUCUGCCAGUAGUUUUAAGUUGACUCGCUAAAUGUAGCAAAGAUUUAAUUUUAAUUAACCCCUCCUCCCUCCCCCCCUAUUUUCUCGAAGACGCUUCCAAUGCACUUUUAAAAAUGUUUCAUCUGUACUUUGUUUUACUUGUUGCGUAUUGAUCAUUAUCUGAAUAAUGGGAUUAAAAAUGGUCUGAAAUGUCCAUAACCACAAAUAUUUAUGUAAUUUUUACUGUUUUAAAGAUUUUUUUUAAGCGUCCCCUCUCUUCUCCCUUUUUUACCAUUUUUUUCAUAAUGACAAAUCUAUUAUAACCUUUUAAUCGAAUUUGUAUACAGAGUCAGAGUUGGCGAGUGCAUUUUGUGACCUUAAAUUACAAUAAGGUGA